Messenger RNA from Westerdykella ornata, 1449 nucleotides. RefSeq lists its product as uncharacterized. Gene Ontology annotation, biological process: monoatomic cation transport; transmembrane transport. NCBI's taxonomy places the organism in Eukaryota, Fungi, Ascomycota, Dothideomycetes, Pleosporales, Sporormiaceae. Gene Ontology annotation, molecular function: monoatomic cation transmembrane transporter activity. The coding region runs from base 1 to 1449 and encodes 482 amino acids. The transcript has 2 exons. Gene Ontology annotation, cellular component: membrane. The record is from RefSeq and is a predicted model, not a curated record.
AUGCCACUCCCUAUCCCUCCCCGAACCCCGACUCCACCUCCUGACGAGCGCGACGAUACAGUCGGCCUUGGUUUCUUAGAGGGAUCGCUUUCACCAGUACGGCUCGGCUUCAACCCCAAAGCGCUGUCUCCCAUGUCUGCCAACUUUCCGUCCGAGCGAUAUGGCACAUUGGCGCCCAAUGACUCGGUCUCGCAGCGGGCGACACCCAAUACCGCAUUCAGUCCGUCGAGCGCAUCAUUCCCCUACACGCCCGCAAGUGCCUUCAGCGGGACAAGCGAAAACGAAGCAGCAUCGUUGACCAGCUCCGAGAAUGCACGCAAUCCAUUCAACUUUCAAUCUGUCCAGUACAUGCCUGGCAGACCGCAGACAAACAAGUCGGAUCUCGGACGAAGGCGUGGACACAAGUACAGGCACAGUAGCGUAUCACAUCAGAUCUUUCUCGAACCGCCGCCGCGUGCACCUCUGCAACUUCCUGCAUCGCUUCCCAUGCCAACGUUCAAGGAAUAUCGGUCGAGCAUGUCUAGGGAACAGAGAUUGAGGCUAGGAUGGUGCUGCUGUCACCUACUCGUAGCAGGGCUGGUGCAAUGGGGCGCACAUGAAUCUCUUGCACUCACAAUCCUUUCACGGCUCCUGUUCUAUGAUGCACUAGGCGCAUUUCUGUGCGUUGCGGUGGACGUCGGUUCAAACUUUGAAGUCUGGAAGCGUUCGACGAUUCGCCACCCCUUCGGCUUCGAGCGUUCCGAAGUACUUGCAGGAUUGGGCAUGUCCGUCGGGCUUCUCUUCAUGGGAUUGGACCUUAUCUCGCAUGGCCUGACGCACGCGCUGGAGGAUAAAGGGGGCCACCACGCGCACCACGGGAAAGCACACGAGCGUGUGUCGCCAGGCAGUAUUGACCUCGCGGCUCUCAGUGGGAUUGUAUCGACCCUGGUCUCGGCGAUUCUCCUCAAGAAUCACUCGCGCAUAGGUAAGGUGAUGCGAUUGAGCGCCAUCGCGACGCUGCCCUCGAUUCUCAGCAACCCGUCGCAUUUCCUCACGUUGUCCUGCUCGGCCCUUCUCCUGCUGCUUCCGCUGCUCAGCAUCCAGAUGUACGUCUGGCUGGACCGCACCCUCUCCUUCUCCGUGGCCAUUGCGAUGGUUGCGCUUGGAUGGAUCCAAGGCUGGACCUUGGGCAAGAUGCUUAUGAUGUCCUAUUCGGGGCCUGGGGUCUCGGACGUUCUGUAUGAUAUUGCCACGGAUCCGGCCGUGAGCGGAGUUGAGGAGGCCAAGUUCUGGCAGGUGCAUUAUGGAUUGUGCCAGGCCAAUCUGAAGCUGAGAGUGCGGAGCGUGGAGGAGAUGGGACGACUUCGAGAUCGCAUUGGAAGCAUGGUUCGCAACCGGCUCGGUGGAGGAUACGGCAGCGGAGGGCAGAAGUGGGAGGUGUCGACGCAGCUGGUGAUGGAGAAGGACUGA